GCGCCGCAAAAUAUUUACAAAAUUGAUAAAGCCAGAAGGAGGACAGCUGCAUAAUUAAUACCGACUUCACUGCGAUUACAUCACUCUCCACCGACAAUGCCGACGCAACGCAGACGACGGGCUGCCCGAGAAGAGGAGUCUGAAGACGAGGACUCUCGACCUCGCCAGAGACAAAAUCGGGAGGAAUCCGCCGAGGCUGCAGAGUCGUCCGACGCCAGCGACGGCGGCGCAAGGAACAACUCAGCCGAUGACCAGCUUGCGAAGAAGCUGGUGCGAUACGCACUGUCAUGCGAAUACUCCAGAACACCCAUCAGAAGAGACGGUAUAAAAGAGAGAGUCUUGGGAGAACAAGGCCGAUCAUUUAGGCGCAUCUUUGAACUAGCACAGAAGCAGCUACGGACGAUAUGGGGAAUGGAACUCCGAGAAUUGCCAGUUCGAGAAAAGAUGACACUGCAAGAGAAGCGACAGGCCAUGCGAACCAACACACAACCCAAGACGGGCUCGGGAGCCUACAUUCUUACGUCGACACUUCCAGAGGCUUAUAGAGCAGCAACGAUAAUCAAACCCUCCAACACACCUACAUCUACGAUCGAAGCCAUGUACCUAGCAUUCUAUACCACUGUGGUGUCGCUCAUUUGGUUGAAUGCGGGCGAAUUGAGCGAACAAAAGCUAUCCAGAUACCUGACACGGUUGAAUGCGAAUCGAAACUUGGGAAAUGAAAAGACAGAGUUUGUUUUAAAGAAGAUGGAGCGUCAAGGCUAUGUGGUCAAGAAGGUCGAUCGCCCUCCUUUAGGACAUGAUGGCGAGGAUCAAGUAACCUGGCAUAUCGGUCCCAGAGCAAAGGAGGAGAUAGGACUGGAUGGAGUCAUGGGAUUUGUGCGAGAAGUCUACGGUGACAGUGAUCCAGACUUGGAGAGAAAACUUCGAGCCAGCUUGGGAGUUAAGCAGCAACCAAAGCCGACGGAGGAACAGGCGGAGGACCAACCCAUGGAGACUGCACAGGAUUAAAAGCGCGCAGCAACGUAAAUGAAUCAUA
Molecule: messenger RNA, 1036 nt
Organism: [Torrubiella] hemipterigena
Lineage: Eukaryota; Fungi; Ascomycota; Sordariomycetes; Hypocreales; Clavicipitaceae
Source: the annotation of a GenBank genome assembly